GUGUCGGACCUUUUGCCCUCCAAUCUCUGCGCUGAGCCGGCGCCUCUUUCGGAGUCUUGUCUCGUUUCCAUUCUGCCAUCUUCACCACCCGCCAGCGAUCCCUCCCACGCUUCCUUCUUCUUGUUGUUCUCCGAAGUACCCGGUGGAUACGUUUGCGUGUGUCUGGAGCCAGUGGAGACACCAGAUCUCGUACUUGAUCCCAUCACCCUUGCAAGACAUCCUGACAAGGUGAACCGUCGCCCCGUUCGCCAGUUCUGGAACCUCAAGCUGCCCCAGCUGCCCAGCAUCUGUCACGGCGGCAGCGUACCCACACUCGAUUCAUCGUCUUCCUGA
This is a messenger RNA of Colletotrichum gloeosporioides, 333 nucleotides long. RefSeq lists its product as uncharacterized. The annotation marks the transcript as partial. The transcript has 2 exons. The record is from RefSeq and is a predicted model, not a curated record. NCBI's taxonomy places the organism in Eukaryota, Fungi, Ascomycota, Sordariomycetes, Glomerellales, Glomerellaceae.